CGCUCUGGAUGGGUGCCCCGGAGGAGGGGACGGCCGGCCUGGGGCAUCGCAGAGGCUAGCGUCGCUCCCUGGCCUUCCUCCCCCGGGAUGCUCUGGCUGUCUGCAUGCGGCUGCUUUGGGCUCCUGCAUUGGUGGGCCGCCUCUGGCUCCAGCGGCCUAGAGCAGCCCAGUGAGCCCAGACCUGCGCUGCAGAAAGAGACGGGUUCUGGGAGGAGAGAUGGACUAGCGGAGCCUUGGGGUCAUCCAAAAGAGAGGCCCAGCCAAAGUGACCAGUGAAGAUGAAUCACCUAGUGAUGGGGAGAGCUGGGACUUAUUUCCACGAUCUCUGAUUGCAAGUUGUCCCUCGGAGGCUCUGGCAUUCUCUGCCAUUGGACAGAAAAUGAACCCAGUGAACACACGCGAUGUGGACGGCACCUCAUGGCGCAGAAUGUGCAGGGCACAGCUGGGCACAGAGACCAGGAGUGGAGUUCCAUGGGGGCGUGUCCCCUAAGAAGACGUACCUCUGGGGGUGACUGGAAAACUCCCCAGGCCUGGUUUGAGCCACAGCCAGGCAGGCCUCUUCCUGGCUACCCUGCCAUGGACCUCCAUAUGGGUAUGGAGGCAGGGAUAGAACCUGUGUGGAGAGCUGGCAUCUCUAUUACAGCCUGGCCCACCACUCGGCUGUCGGUCAGAGACAGGAAGUGACUGGUGACUUAUGCUGCAAGUUGAUGGCAGACCUGGCUUGAGAGGCUAAACAUCCCUGAGCUGUGAACCGCGCCUGCAGACUUCCAUACCCUGUCGGAGAUAGAAAGGGUGACACUUUGGGGGUCAUGUGACCCUUUACAAUCUGAUGGAGGCUGUGGACUGUCUCCUAGGGGAACAGUGAGCUCAUGCAGACUCAGAAUCCCAAACAGUUUCAAGAGACUCUGGAUUGAAGACUAAGGACCUUAGCCCAGGGGGCUUUGCCUGCCGCCCUUUACCUGACCAAGGUCACUACACAAGUAGUGUUUCCUUCGCCCUGACCUCCUUCCAGUGCUUAGGAAUAAAGAACUCUGAGGCAGAGGAGCACCAGUCCAUCCCUCUCCCCCAGUCUGAUACUGCACCAGAUUGCUGGAACCUCACUUCCCUUCUCUGGACAUCGCCCGAGGCUUCUGGUCUGGAUCACCUCUCUGGUUUUGUUUUAUACUCCUCCUGAUGGGCUGUAAGCUUUUACCGUGGAGCCCUCUGCUCAGCAUGGGCUCUGAUUUCACUGUGAGGUCUCGUGGGGAGGCUGGAGGCUGAGGAGCUGGUAAAAGCAUGAGUUUUGUCUGUGUCUUCCGGAAGAAGGGUCCUGUCUCCAUCAGCCAUGCACAGCCAGCCGUGCCCCCUGCCUGGCCAAGCGUGCAGCUCCAUCACCUAGAAAGGCUGGGACCGGAAAGCACCAGAGCCCUGUGCGUAGUGCCAGUGGUUUUGGGUCAUGGGAGAAGCCCGUUGAGGAGCUGUGUGUCCCCCAGCACGUCUGGGAGCCCCCAGGGCGCACGUGAGCAGAGCCAGGGGACAGGUCUGCUGAGGCUCCUCCUGCUGGGGAAACGUGGCUCAGGGAAAAGCGCCACCGGAAACACCAUUCUGGGCAGAGCAGUGUUCAAAUCCGAGUUCAGUCACCACAUGGUGACUCAGUCGUGCCAGAGAGAGAGCGGGGUCGUGAGAGGGAGAACGGUCACAGUCAUCGACACUCCUGACCUCUUCUCCUCACUGGCACGGACCAGCGCUGACGUCAGGCAGGGCCACCUGCAGAGAUGCCAGGAGCUCUGCACUCCAGGCCUCCACGCUCUUCUCCUGGUCACCCCCAUUGGUCACUACACGGUGGAGGACGAGGAGACCAUUGAGGGCAUCCGGAGGGCACUUGGGGCUGAAGCCAUGAGGCGCAUGGUUGUGGUCUUCACACGGGCGGAUGAGCUGGACCAGGACUCGCUGCAGGAUUACAUCGACAGCAAGGAGUCUCUUCAGGAGCUGGCUCGAGCUGCUGGGGGAGGCUGCUGCGCUUUCAACAACAAGGUGGACGAGGGGCAGCGCGGCUCGCAGGUGCGCCAGCUCCUUGGCAUGGUCCAGCGGUUGGUGGAGAAAAGUCCUCGGCCAUAUCGUGUGGACUUCAUAGAAGACAGCCGACUCCAGGCUUACGGGCUUGAAGCAACAUGUCAAGGAGGGGAAAGUCCAUGUGGCCCAAAGAUGAGACAUCUUCAGACUCCUGAGCCUGAGCAGAACCCAGAGACGCUAGAACUCAAGGUCCUCCUCGUGGGGAGACGUGGUGUCGGGAAAAGCACAGCAGGAAACAGUAUUCUUGGGAAGCGGGCCUUUGAGACUCGAUUCAGUGAGCAGUCGGUGACCCAGACUUUUCAUUCUGAGAGCCGCAUGUGGAGAGGGAAGAGAGUUCUGGUCGUGGAUGGUCCAGAUCCCUUAUUAUGGGAGAAUGAUGACUCUGCGCUUAGGAAACACACCUUUCCGGGCCCGCAUGCCUUCCUGCUGGUGGUGCCGGUGGGGUCGGCCUCAGACACACUUGACAAGGUGUUUCUUGCCAUCAAAAAACGCUUUGGAGAAAAAUCUACUGGGCACACGAUCAUUCUUUUCACCAGGGAAGAGGAUCAGGACAUAAACACAUUCAUAGGAAGAGAUGGAACUCUCUGUGGGUUUAUCCAGAAAUGUGCAAAUGGACUCAGCUUCUCCAGUUACUUGGCAACUGUGGAGGAGAAGCAGAGGCAGGUGGACAGCCUCCUGGAGAGAGUCGAGGCCGUGGUGCAGCAGAACGGUGACAAGCCCUGCGUCUUCAGAGACAAAGAAACCUUGACCAUCGUCCUCGUGGGGAGGAGCGGGGCUGGCAAGAGCGCCACGGGGAACAGUGUCCUGGGGAGGACCGCCUUCCUCUCUCAACUCCGAGCCCAGCCAGUCACCGAGACCUGCCAGAGUGGCACCAGGAGAGUGGACUGGCAGGACAUCGUGGUUGUGGACACGCCGUCGUUCCACCAGAUGCGAGGUGUUCCAAGGGACCCUUCCUGGAUAGAGGAGCAGGUCAGCCGCUGCUGCCCAAAGGGGCUCAAGAUUUUCGUCUUGGUUCUCCAGGCGGGACGGAUCACUGAAGAGGACAAAAUAGCAGUGGAGCAACUUAAGACCAUUUUUGGGGAGGAUGUCAUGAAAUACGUGAUUGUGUUGUUCACACGGAAGGAAGAUCUUGGGGAUGACAAGUUUGAAGAUUACAUCAAUGCCACAGAUAACAAAAUCCUUAAAAAAAUACUCCAAAAGUGUAAGGGGCGAGUCUGUGCUUUUAACAACAGAGAGACUGGCCCAGCCCAGGAGAAGCAGGUGAAAACACUUCUGAAAAUGGCCAAUGAUCUGAGAAUGAGCUUUGAUAGAAAUGCUUCUUUCUCUAUAUUUACUAGUGUCAGCCAAUGGUUUUGGCCUUGAAAAGUGGUUCAUAAUCUGCUUGCAAAACCGUGUGAUUCGAGUCUGCUUCGCAUAGACUUACAGAGUGACAUCUGGAGUUUGUUUGUAGUAUCUUGGAGACCCUGGCGUGCCCAUUCUCUCCCUUUCCCCUUCUCUCUCUCUCUUUCUGUUUGCAAAUACAUAAAUAAAUUAAAAAAAAAAUCUCUAGGAACGGUCCAA
Jaculus jaculus (lesser Egyptian jerboa) is the source of this 3612-nucleotide messenger RNA. It is a transcript of the gene Gimap8, whose product is annotated as GTPase, IMAP family member 8. Gene Ontology annotation, cellular component: endoplasmic reticulum. The transcript is spliced from 7 exons. Lineage: Eukaryota; Metazoa; Chordata; Mammalia; Rodentia; Dipodidae. Gene Ontology annotation, molecular function: GTP binding. The record is from RefSeq and is a predicted model, not a curated record. Bases 1276 to 3414 code for a protein of 712 amino acids.